CAAAUAUUCACAUGCUGUUUGUGUACUUAGUCUUUGCGAUACUUUCAAUACUUGAAAAGAGCUAUAAUUAGAAAAUGUACAUAUAAAAGAUCCAGAUCCAGAUACUCCAGAUGAACCAACUAUAAAUAAGUCGCACGAGUGAGUGAUGGAAUCAGAAUUCAAGGCCCAGUGCAGAGAAGGAGUCACCAUGCGUCCUAUUUUUGCGCUCACCCUGGUCGUCCUGGCUACUAUGGUUGUCCUGUCAUCGCAGGCAACUAGCAGUAAAGCCUCUUCCGACACAGCAACCGCUACCACUACUACCACCACCACCACCACCACCACGACCACAACGGAGGCGACCACCACCACCACCACCGAGGCGACCACGGAGAAGCACCGCCGCAAGCACCGCCGCAGGCACCGCCGCCGGAGGAUCAUCAUCAUCCGACGAGGUGACCGUGGAGAAAGGCGUCGCAGGUUCCGUGAGGAUGAAGGCGGCGAUGAAGAGCGUGGCCGCGUGAGGCGCUUCCGUGUGCGCGAGCGACGCGCCGGUCGUCGUUUCGACCGCUUCGGGUGA
Messenger RNA from Drosophila teissieri, 556 nucleotides. RefSeq names its product protein new-glue 1-like. The record is from RefSeq and is a predicted model, not a curated record. The transcript is spliced from 2 exons. Bases 146 to 556 code for a protein of 136 amino acids. NCBI's taxonomy places the organism in Eukaryota, Metazoa, Arthropoda, Insecta, Diptera, Drosophilidae.